Messenger RNA from Rangifer tarandus platyrhynchus (Svalbard reindeer), 444 nucleotides. Lineage: Eukaryota; Metazoa; Chordata; Mammalia; Artiodactyla; Cervidae. The record is from the annotation of a GenBank genome assembly.
AUGGGGAACCACCCGCUGGGGAACCCACAAACCAAGGCUGGAGGCCAGGCGCUAAGGGCAGGCCAGGGUGCUGCUUCUGGAACCAGAACGGAACAUGCCAAGGAAGACUACAGCAGAGCAGUCAUCAGGCUGGGCUGUGAAGUCUCUAAGAGACUGUGGGCUCCGGGCACACGGCUGGACAGGGCAGCACUGGGUGUCCCCACACACUCCACCCGCGCCGGACCACAAAGCAGAAAACCAGAAGAAAGAAAGCAGCACCUCUUGAGCGAGACAGAGAAGCCCCAUUCCUUCCGCAGUGUCCUCCAGCGCCCUCUACGGGCAGCCUACCACCGUGCACACAAGAGACGCAGAAAGGGUCCCAUCCACGGUUGCAGGGCCGGCCCUGAAGAGGGCAUUUGGAGCUCACAGACCAUGAAUGGAUCACGGGCACUCUCGUGCAACUAA